CCGCCUCUGCCCGGAGCCCGGGGACCGAGCGCCGGACCCGCCGCCUGGCGCACGGACGCGCGGCUCCCGCUUUGUGCACCGUGCCGGUUCGGCGAGCUUUCCCGGCGGCUUGCAGCCCCCUUCGUCCCGGCGGCCUCAGAGGCCCGCGGCUGGAGGUGCCGGAGCCGCUCGGUCCGCGCGGUUGAGCCCCCGCGUGCCCCGCUUGCUCGCCGGGCUGCUCCGAGCCGCGGUGCUCCGGGGCUCCAAACUCGGGCUGGCGGGGCAAGUGUCUUCAUGAACCCAGAGGAUGUCCGGGAAGCACUACAAGGGUCCUGAAGUCAGUUGUUGCAUCAAAUACUUCAUUUUUGGCUUCAAUGUCAUAUUUUGGUUUUUGGGAAUAACAUUUCUUGGCAUUGGACUGUGGGCGUGGAAUGAAAAAGGUGUCCUCUCCAACAUCUCGUCCAUCACUGACCUCGGUGGCUUUGACCCAGUCUGGCUUUUCCUCGUGGUAGGAGGAGUGAUGUUCAUCCUCGGGUUUGCAGGGUGCAUCGGAGCACUCCGGGAAAACACCUUCCUUCUCAAGUUCUUUUCUGUGUUCCUGGGGAUUAUUUUCUUCCUGGAGCUCACUGCUGGGGUGUUGGCAUUUGUUUUCAAAGACUGGAUCAAAGACCAGCUGUAUUUCUUUAUUAACAACAACAUCAGAGCUUACAGGGAUGACAUUGAUCUACAGAACCUCAUAGACUUCACCCAGGAAUAUUGGCAGUGCUGUGGGGCUUUUGGAGCUGAUGAUUGGAACCUAAAUAUUUACUUCAAUUGCACAGAUUCCAAUGCAAGCCGAGAGCGAUGCGGUGUGCCCUUCUCCUGCUGCACUAAAGACCCUGCGGAAGAUGUCAUCAACACUCAGUGUGGCUAUGAUGCCAGGCAAAAGCCAGAAGUGGACCAACAGAUUGUAAUCUACACGAAAGGCUGCGUGCCCCAGUUUGAGAAGUGGCUACAGGACAAUUUAACCAUUGUGGCUGGUAUUUUCAUAGGCAUUGCAUUGCUACAGAUUUUUGGGAUAUGCCUGGCACAGAAUUUGGUGAGUGACAUUGAAGCUGUCAGGGCUAGCUGGUAGAACCCUGCCACCACUGCUGCACGACACUGGACUGACCCCCUCUCUGACUGACCUUCCAUGUGCUGGCUGAUGGUGGGCUGCAGAGACCUGGUCACAGGCCUGCAGUCCCACCCCACGGAGCUGCCGAGAACUUACUUUCUGUGGGGGUGAAGCUGGGAAGUGCCGCUCACAGAUGGAACUCUUAAAAAAAGAAAAACAAAAACAAAGCAAAACAAAGCAUUGUGAAAGUCACCGAGUCUGUGCCAUGGAUCUCUACCGUGGCCGUGAAUGGAUGGACAAACAGAUGGAUACUACAGGAAGGGAAAAGGGGGGGUUGGGCACUUCAUGUACUUGAAUUUACGGAGAAUACAGUGCUGUCCACAUCUUGGCUAAAACUUAAUCCCUUACCCCCCAGGGCCAUGUAUCUUGGAGUCUCUCAAUGCACAUUUCUAGAAACUGUUGGCAACUGUCAUCCAGAGAAGAAAACAGUUGUCCUCUGUGUUCAGAUUCUGAGUCGGGCAGGAUGGGUCCAGUUGUGGCAUAUGCUCUCUGGCCUGCCUAUCCCAUUAAGAGAGCUGGGCAUUUGGCUGCAGCCCAUCUGGUGGCGGAGGUUGUGAGCCACGUUUCCUUUGAGUGGCCAGCCUGAGCUUUAGCAAUGACAUCCAAGGAGAAAAUGAGGUUAAUGGGAGGCACUGAUGAAGCACCCCCUCACCCCACCUCACCAAGCCCAUGGUUGGGUUCUUCUGAUAUUCUGAAAUACUCUGGGCUGCGUUUUUGUGUUUUGCUUUCUUUUUUAUUGGUUGUUACUUUGGUUCUUUUCUGUGUCCCAAAGGCAAAGGCUAUGACACAGUCCUCUGUAAUGGUUUCCUAGUCAACUUAAAAUAGUAAGUUUUUGUAUGAUCUUCACCCGCAUGUGCUGUGACCCCGAAUCCACCAUGUUCUUCUCCAAGGAACACUUGAGAGUGUUCAUCAGUGUUUGUGUCAUUGGUCCCCAGCCCUGGGUGGUUGUGGCAUGUUGUCCUGGCCAUGUCUUCAUAUGCCCCGGCUCCCUGUCCUCAUUGAAUGAUAUAAAGUUCCGAAGCAGGGUUGACAGCAGUCAAAAGCAUAUAAUGAGUUUUUUUUUUUCUCUUUUUUUGCAACUUUAGUUUUGUCAUAUAUUAAAAAUAAAAAACAAGCCUAGUAUAGUGCAUGGCCAGAGCUCUGUCCUCGCUGAGGUGGCCUCGGGUUGGUGACAAAGCACAAAUACUUGAAGGGCUGCACUGAGGCCCAGCCCGGGGUUCUGUGACGCUAGGUGGGAAGCCACCUUCAGGCUCCUCUCCUGCCUCGUGCCCACCGGGAAGGUGGAUUUGGGCCCAGCUUGUGACAUCCCUUGGAUGUUGCUUUUCACGGGGAGCAGAGUUUAGUCUGUGGGUCACUGGGAGGACCACCGCCUCGCUGAUGGCAGCUCCGCAUCCCGCCAGCCAGCGUUCUGAGCGGAGGUGGAGCACGGGCUCUCGUUUCUGCCGCAUGCGCACUGCUGUGGCUGACCAACACGGUCUCCUUGGAGCGCCGACAACCAAGCCCUCGUCUGAAGUCUCAUCUCUCCAGUCCGGUGCGCGGGGCUCUGCAUGUUUGUGUUUGUGUCCGCUGUAGGUAGAGAUAGUCAUUCCAUGCGUGGACGUGAGGUCGCGUGGCUUCACCCCUGCCCAUCCCACGGCCGCCGUUUGUAAUGUCCUCCAACACGGACCCCCGUGCUCUCGGAUUGGCGCUUCUGUCUUCUUUAUUACCUCAUCCUCCAGUGAACUGCUUCUGGCCAGUUGAUGCAGAACCAGGCAAGACCCCCACCCUGUGGGCACAUCCAGUGAAAGCCAAAACACAAGCCCGAGUGAGUUUUCAAUUUUAAUCACCCUUUAUUUUUUACACUCGAGAGUGAUUGUAAUAAAAGCUGUCAUUAAUAAACUUGGUUCUACCUUA
Messenger RNA from Psammomys obesus (fat sand rat), 3025 nucleotides. RefSeq names its product tetraspanin 5 (gene Tspan5). Lineage: Eukaryota; Metazoa; Chordata; Mammalia; Rodentia; Muridae. The record is from RefSeq and is a predicted model, not a curated record. Bases 287 to 1093 code for a protein of 268 amino acids. Gene Ontology annotation, biological process: regulation of vascular endothelial growth factor signaling pathway; protein maturation; protein localization to plasma membrane. Gene Ontology annotation, cellular component: membrane. The transcript has 8 exons.